Messenger RNA from Ostreococcus lucimarinus CCE9901, 2489 nucleotides. RefSeq lists its product with no specific name. The transcript has a single exon. Bases 15 to 2489 code for a protein of 824 amino acids. NCBI's taxonomy places the organism in Eukaryota, Viridiplantae, Chlorophyta, Mamiellophyceae, Mamiellales, Bathycoccaceae. The record is from RefSeq and is a predicted model, not a curated record.
CGCGCCGUCACGCCAUGGCGGACGACGACGACGCGAAGGCGGACGUGGUCGAAAUCGUCGGGUACGACGUCGCGCGCGAGCGUCGAACGAGACGCGACGGCGACGCACCGUACGUGUUCGGCGCCGACCACACGAAUGGUGUUCGAGCGGACGACGACGACGACGACGACGAGGCGCGCUACGUCCAGGCGCUGGCGACGACGAACGGCGGUAAAGCGAUCGUGGGCGUGCGCGAAGACGAACUCAUCGACGCCACGUUCGGGGUGAUGAUACCGGGGAGCACGCGCGCGGGGGAGGUGGAGGAAUCGCUCACGCGCGCGGCGAGACGCUUCGCGGCGAUGGCGCAAGAGCGAGCGUGGCGUACACGAUUACAGACGCCCGUGGCCGAACCGAGCGGAGAGUCGGCGGACGAGAGCGACGACGACGGACGCGAUAGACGCGUGGUGUACGCGGACGACGCCGAUCCGGCGGCGUUUGACGUCCAUACUUACGAGGAAGUGACGUCGAAGUACAUCAAUUUGAGCUAUUAUGAAAAACGUGUGGCGCCGCAGACGCGGUUCCCAGACGGGAGCGUGAACGCGACGCCCAUACGCGUAGCGAAUUGGAUAUUUGCCGAAGAGUUCGUCAAGAGGGAUGGUUUCGUGGAGGAGCCCGACACCGAGGAAGAGUCAACGGCGGCGACGGAGGAGGAAGAGGAAACCACAGAAGCGUCGCCGCCGCCGGAGGCACCCGAGGCGGCGUUGGAAGAACCGCCGACCGGUUGCUUCGCGUGUUUCGGUGCCGGAAGAGAUAAGAAAACCGUCUCGGCUUCGAGUGAAUCGGAGAGCGUAGAAGAAGAGACGCAGCUGCAGGCGGUGUUCGACUACGAAUCAGAGCGAAAGACGCUCGUCGACUUGGAAGUGAAGUUGGCUACGCUGGAGCUCAAUUGUGGACAACUCUUCUUGGACAUGAAACGGCUCGUGCACUCCGUUCGCGGAAACUUUACAGUGGAGAUGCUGAAGACGGAUCCACGAGCGCUCGAGCUUCAAAACCGAAUCAGAGAAAUUGAAAUUACGUUGAAAAGAAUGCUCUUCACUCGCGACGGGGUAAAAAUGGAUAUUAAAAAGCGUCGUCGGAGAAUUGCUGAGUUCGGAAAAGAGCGAGCGCUCGAGGCGAAGCGAUUGGCCAAGGACGAACGCGUGGACGCCGAAGCAGCCCUGGCUGCCGAGAUUGGCAACAUCCCAGAUCCGCUAGAAGACAUCGACCGCCUCUUCGGCUCGGCGCCCGCCGCCUUGUUUCUCAUGCUCGGACCGUUGUACUUGUGGCAUUAUUACGAGUGGAUACAAACGAACCGCGUUAUGAAGCGUCGUUUAGAGUCGAAGACAUCGACGACGACUGUGUACUUUUACAAUCCAUUGUUAGUGGCCGGCGCGCGCCGGCUUAGACUGCCGGCGAGCAACGUCGAGCUUCUCGCCAUGCUCUUGGCGGUGCAGAGCUUGCUGAGUUUUCAGCUUUGGAUUAUUGAUCAGCCCGAUUAUUCGCAAGAGGAAAAUAUUGCCAAAUAUGAGUACAUCGUGCUGCACACGUUCGUGCGAGUCGCGGUGCCGUGCUACAACGCCACGGCGUGCGCUCUGAGGCGGCAAAAGCGUCGAAGUCGAGAACAGACGUCGAAAAAGCUUUGGGAAUAUGAGAAGACCGCGUCAAAGCCUUCAUUGCGCGAUCGAACGGUGACGAGCGGCAAUUUGUCGUCGUUUGCGAGCGCGGACGUCGUAGCCGGCGAUGGCGACGGCGACGGCGACGACAGCGGCUCGGAACUUUCGAGCUUGCUUCCGAGCGAACUCGCGGAAAAGGACUUGGUACAAAUUUCAUCCAUCGUGGACAUGUCCGCUUUUCGAGAAGCGUUGAAAGAUCUGGACCCUGCCGAACGACAAAAGGUGCGUAGGAUGCGCGUUAAGCAAGAAGUGUUAGGAUCAGAGGGACGUUUCGGUACAAGUAUGGAAAAUAAUUUGGAAGAAAUGCAGGUCAGAACGGACCCGAGCGAACCCGCGACGAGCGUCUCGGUGAGAACAUCGGAGAGGUUUUCUGAGUUCCUCCAGUCAUGUUCGGUCGAUGCAUCCGUUCUCGAACCAGGGGACGAGAACUACGAAAAGAUUCGCAGGGAAUACGUUCUCAAGGCGCGCGCUCAACGCAAGGCUGAAGAUGAAGCGCGCGAUCCGUCGAAGAAGAGCGCGAUCUUCGACGUUGGCGACAUUCUGAACAAAUUAUUAGUCGAUGAGUCAAGGCUUGAGACGGUGCCUGGACCAAUCGAAAAUGAAGAGGAAGUGAAAAAGUCUCGUCUAGACGUCGAUCAAGCCGAUACGGUGCUGCAAGCGGUCGCGCGUCUGAACCAAAAGCACAAAAAAAAGUAUCGUCAAGGCACGGGAUACUUGCCAAACAGUGCCACCUAUCGAGAUGUCGAUCAAACGAAAGUCGCACGGGCAGUCGCGGAGAACGAUGACGAUGAAAUUUAG